Messenger RNA from Kluyveromyces lactis, 2811 nucleotides. It is a transcript of the gene DIP2, whose product is annotated as snoRNA-binding rRNA-processing protein DIP2. The record is from RefSeq and is a predicted model, not a curated record. The coding region runs from base 1 to 2811 and encodes 936 amino acids. Gene Ontology annotation, cellular component: Pwp2p-containing subcomplex of 90S preribosome; small-subunit processome. Gene Ontology annotation, molecular function: protein binding; snoRNA binding. Gene Ontology annotation, biological process: maturation of SSU-rRNA. The transcript has a single exon. NCBI's taxonomy places the organism in Eukaryota, Fungi, Ascomycota, Saccharomycetes, Saccharomycetales, Saccharomycetaceae.
AUGGUUAAAUCGUAUCAACGUUUUGAACAAAGUGGUCUUUUUGGGUUAAUUUCUACUUCAAAUCAGUCGAUCUAUCUUCCAGCUACGAACUCAACGUCUGGCAAGCUAAUUACAGGUGCUCUGGAGAAUAUUCAAAUAUGGACAUUGAAAACUAAUGAGGUGGAAGUACUUACUGAUGGGCUACCUAUCGGUGCAGUAGAGACUAAUAUUUCUAAACCUUCAGUAGUAACUGCGAUGUGUUUCCACAAGGAAACAGAGUUGUUAUGUGUUGGUUACGAAGAUGGUGUGAUUAAAGUGUGGGAUCUGCUUUCUAAAAGUGUAUUGAUGCAGUUUAACGGACACAAGAGUGGUGUUACCGUGUUGAGAUUGGAUUCCGAGGGUACUAGAUUAGUUUCUGGUAGUAAAGACAGUGAUUUGAUCAUUUGGGAUUUAGUCGGUGAAGUUGGUUUGAUGAAACUCAGAUCACAUAAAGAUGCCAUUACUGGUAUCUGGAUAGACCAUAAUAUGGACUGGCUUAUUAGUGUGGCCAAGGAUGGUCUUAUCAAGGUAUGGGAUCUUAAGGCUGGUGGUCAGUGUGUUGAGACGCAUAUGGCGCAUACUGGUCAAUGUUGGUCGAUGGCAAUCGAUGAGGAAGUCAUAAUAACCACCUCGAUGGAUUCACAGGCCAAGAUAUGGGAAUUAGAUUUAGAGAAGAGUAAUGGAGAAAAAAUUUCAGAACGUGGUACUUUCGAGACCGAAAGUAAGCAAAGAGGUGUUUCCACUGAAUUUAUCACAGCACCAAACGGUACCAGGUUUUUCUAUAUCCAGAAUAACGACAAGACAAUAGAAAUCUUCCGUAUCAGACCGGAAGAAGAGAUCAGGAAAGCUCUUAAUAGACGUGAAAAGAGGCUAAGGGAUAAGGGGGCCUCUGAAGAGGAAAUUCAGGAGGCGGUUAACCCAAAUGAUAUCAGCGUUUUAUUCCAUUCGUUCUCCACGGUACGCUCAAGUUACAAAAUUAAAUCCUCCAACUGGAUUCAAGCAAGUAAUAGCAAGUUGGAAGUGGUUCUCACAACUUCUAACAAUACCAUUGAAAGUUAUCAAAUUCCAUACAGUAAAAGAGAUGCAGAACCACCAGUGAGAAGGUAUAACGUCGAAUUACAAGGUCAUAGAACUGAUAUCAGAUCUAUGGACAUCAGUGAUGAUGGGAAACUAUUGAGUACAGCAUCUAACGGAGAAUUGAAAGUAUGGAAUCUAACUACAAAGAAAUGUAUCCGUACCUUUUCCUGUGGUUAUGCGUUGUGUUCCCAGAUGCUACCUGGUGGAUUAUUGGUGGUUGUGGGUACAAGACAAGGUGAACUUCAGCUAUUUGAUUUGGCUAGUUCUACAUUACUAUCUACUACAGAAGCACAUACGGCAGCAAUCUGGUCAUUAGAUUUGACUAGCAAUGGUAAAAGACUGGUCACUGGUUCAGCGGACAAAAGUUGUAAAUUUUGGGAUUUCGAGGUUGUUGAACAAUUGGUCCCAGGCACAAAGGAUAAAUACAUUCCUCAACUUAAAUUAGUCCACGAUACGACUUUGGAACUAACUGAUGAUAUUUUGGCUGUUAAGAUAUCAUCAGAAGAUAGAUACUUAGCCGUUUCAUUACUAGACAAUACUGUGAAAGUAUUCUUUUUCGAUUCUUUGAAGUUCUACUUAAGUCUUUAUGGUCACAAACUACCUGUACUUUCUAUUGAUUUUUCUGUAGAUUCCAAGAUGUUAAUUACUUCAUCAGCAGAUAAGAACAUCAAGAUCUGGGGUGUUGACUUUGGUGACUGUCACAAGUCCAUAUUUGCUCAUCAAGAUUCUAUCAUGUCAGUAAGAUUCGAAGCCGACACUCAUAAUUUCUUCAGUUGUGGUAAGGAUGGUGCUGUCAAGAGAUGGGAUGGUGACAAAUUUGACUGUAUUCAAAAGCUCAAUGGUCACCAAAGUGAAGUGUGGUGUAUUGCAGUGUCACCAGAUGGAAGAACCGUUGUGUCUACUUCUCAUGAUCAUAGUAUUAGAGUAUGGCAAGAAACUGACGAUCAGGUAUUCUUAGAAGAAGAGAAAGAAAGAGAGAUGGAAGAAGAGUAUGAAGAAACACUAUUGAAAUCAUUAGAAGGUGGAUCAGGAGACGAUCAGUUCCUUAGGGACAAAAACAGUGGAGAUGACGGAGUGAUUGAUGAGGUUAGUGGUGUUAAUAAGCAAACUCUUGAGUCUUUAAAAGCAGGUGAAAAGUUAAUGGAAGCUCUAGACUUAGGUGUAGCCGAGAUCGAAUCCUGGGAAAAUUACGAAAAAUCUCUUAAGUCAUGGAAAAAGAAGAAAAGUGGUGAACCACCAAUGAAACCUCAAAGUAACGCCAUCUUAAUUGCCAUGAAAAUAAAACCGGAAAAAUACAUCAUGGACACACUAGGGAAAAUUAAACCAUCACAACUCGAAGAUUCUUUACUUGUGCUCCCAUUCUCAUAUGUUAUCAAAUUCUUCAAAUUCUUUGAUGUGAUAAUGAAGCAAAAAGAUUUAGUGUUGUUACAUCUAAGUCUCAUUUGUAAAAUCCUAUUCUUUAUAGUUCGCACGAACAAUAAGGAAUUAGUCGCUCAAAAGAAUGAAGAAUUGAAACAGAGAAUUGAAAGAGUGAAGACCAACAUCAGAACAAUGUUGCAAAAAAAUGCAGACGAUCUUGGGUUUAACAUCGCCGGUCUUAACUUCAUCAAACAGCAAUGGAACUUAAGACAUAACUUGGAGUUCACUGAUGACUAUUCGCAGUUAGAGCAUGAGAAAAAGGUUGCAAAGAAGAGAGUUUUCGAAACUGUUCGCUAG